UCCUCUCUCGGCCCCAUGGAGACCUCACCCAUCCCCCAGUCAUCAGGAAACUCAUCCACGUUGGGAAGGGCCCUUCAAACCCCAGGUCCCUCCACUGCCAGCGGGGCUCCGGAGUUGGGACUACGGGACGUGGCUUCGGAAUCUGUGGCCCUCUUCUUCAUGCUCCUGUUGGAUCUCACUGCUGUGGCUGGCAAUGCUGCUGUGAUGGCUGUCAUCGCCAAGACACCCGCCCUCCGAAAAUUUGUGUUUGUCUUCCAUCUGUGUCUGGUGGACCUGCUGGCUGCCCUGACCCUCAUGCCCCUAGCCAUGCUCUCCAGCUCUGCCCUCUUUGACCAUGCCCUCUUUGGGGAGGUGGCCUGUCGCCUCUACCUGUUCCUGAGCGUUUGCUUUGUCAGCCUGGCCAUCCUUUCGGUGUCUGCCAUCAAUGUGGAGCGCUACUAUUAUGUGGUCCACCCCAUGCGCUACGAGGUGCGCAUGACACUCGGGCUGGUGGCCUCCGUGCUGGUGGGCGUGUGGGUAAAGGCCCUGGCCAUGGCUUCUGUGCCAGUGUUGGGAAGGGUCUACUGGGAGGAAGGAGCUCCCAGCGUUAACCCUGGCUGUUCUCUCCAAUGGAGCCGUAGUGCCUACUGCCAGCUUUUUGUGGUGGUCUUCGCUGUUCUUUACUUCCUGCUGCCCUUGAUCCUGAUCUUUGUGGUCUACUGCAGCAUGUUUCGAGUGGCUCGUGUGGCUGCCAUGCAACACGGGCCGCUGCCCACGUGGAUGGAGACGCCCCGGCAACGCUCUGAGUCUCUCAGUAGCCGCUCUACUAUGGUUACCAACUCCGGGGCUCACCAGACCACCCCUCACCGGACGUUCGGGGGUGGGAAGGCAGCAGUGGUCCUCCUGGCUGUAGGGGGGCAGUUCCUGCUUUGCUGGCUGCCCUACUUCUCUUUCCAUCUCUACGUUGCCCUGAGCGCGCAGCCCAUUUCAACAGGACAGGUGGAGAACGUGGUGACCUGGAUUGGCUACUUUUGCUUCACUUCCAACCCUUUUUUCUACGGAUGUCUCAACCGUCAGAUCCGGGGCGAGCUUAGCAAACAGUUUGUCUGCUUCUUCAAGGCAGCUCCGGAGGAGGAGCUGAGGCUACCUAGUCGUGAGGGCUCCAUUGAGGAGAAUUUCCUGCAGUUCCUCCAGGGGACCUCUGAGAACUGGGUUUCUCGGCCCCUACCCAGCCCUAAACGGGAGCCACCCCCUGCUGUUGACUUUCGAAUCCCAGGCCAGAUUGCCGAGGAGACCUCAGAGUCCCUAGAGCAGCAACUCACCAGCGACAUCAUCAUGUCGGACAGCUACCUCCGUCCCGCCCCCUCACCAAGGCUGGAGUCAUGA
This is a messenger RNA of Apodemus sylvaticus (European woodmouse), 1365 nucleotides long. It is a transcript of the gene Gpr61, whose product is annotated as G protein-coupled receptor 61. Gene Ontology annotation, biological process: G protein-coupled receptor signaling pathway. Gene Ontology annotation, cellular component: plasma membrane; signaling receptor complex; endosome. Gene Ontology annotation, molecular function: G protein-coupled receptor activity. The record is from RefSeq and is a predicted model, not a curated record. The transcript has a single exon. Lineage: Eukaryota; Metazoa; Chordata; Mammalia; Rodentia; Muridae. The coding region runs from base 16 to 1365 and encodes 449 amino acids.